Molecule: messenger RNA, 6362 nt
Organism: Pogona vitticeps (central bearded dragon)
Lineage: Eukaryota; Metazoa; Chordata; Lepidosauria; Squamata; Agamidae
Gene: LAMB2
Product: laminin subunit beta 2
Biological process (GO): animal organ morphogenesis; tissue development
Source: RefSeq, a predicted model, not a curated record
CUAGGGGGCAGAAGCUGACGGUGGGUCAGGAAAGGUUCCCGGGCGGGAUACAGACCCAGGGGGCUUGGAUGAGCGACGCCUAGGGAGGAGGGGCUCGAUAGGAACGGUCUGAAUUGGGGAAAAAAAGGUCCGCCUUUACCCGAGAGAGCCCAGGCCCCGUAUCCCCCUCUCCAGCCCAUACCCUCUCCAUCGGCGUAGCUCUCUGCCUUCAGCCCUCCAAGAGGAGCAUCCAACCGGCCCCAAUGAGGCUGUGGGGUUUGCUACUUGCAGUGCUAGGGGGAGCUUUGUGCCAAGAGCCUGAGCCCCCCCAUGGCUGUUCCCAAGGCAGCUGCUACCCAGCCACGGGAGACCUGCUGGUCGGCCGAGUCGAUCGACUCUCUGCCACUUCCACAUGUGGUCUGCGACGUCCCCAACCCUAUUGUAUUGUCAGCCAUUUGCAGGAUGAGAAAAAGUGCUUUGUAUGUGACUCCCGUCGGCCGUAUGAUCCCUUGUCACAUCCUAACAGCCAUCGCAUUGAAAAUGUGAUCACCGCUUUUGCACUACACCGCAGGAAGUCCUGGUGGCAGUCAGAGAAUGGCGUGGAGCAGGUCAGCAUCCGUUUGGACCUGGAAGCUGAGUUCCACUUCACUCACCUCAUCAUGACUUUCAAGACCUUCCGACCAGCAGCCAUGUUGGUGGAACGUUCAGCAGAUUUUGGCCGCACCUGGCAGGUGUACCGCUACUUUGCCUACGACUGUGCUGCGUCCUUCCCUUCUGCCUCCUUGGGACCCCUGAGACGGGUAGAUGAUGUCAUCUGCGAAUCACGUUACUCAGACAUUGAGCCCUCUACUGAGGGGGAGGUCAUCUACAGAGUGCUUGAUCCAGCUAUCCGCAUCCGUGACCCUUACAGUCCAAGAAUCCAGAAUCUCCUAAAAGUCACCAACUUGAGAGUGAACCUGACCAAACUUCACACACUAGGAGACAAUCUUCUAGACUCACGGCGGGAGAUCAAGGAGAAGUAUUACUAUGCUGUAUAUGAGAUGGUGCUGCGGGGCAACUGCUUCUGCUAUGGGCAUGCCUCAGAGUGUGCCCCCCUGUCUGGCAGCCCUCCUGAUGUUGAGGGCAUGGUACAUGGCCGCUGUGUCUGCAAACACAACACCAAGGGGCUAAACUGUGAGCAGUGUGACAACUUCUACCAUGAACUGCCCUGGCGCCCAGCGGAGGGACGCCGCACCAAUGCCUGCAAGAAGUGUAACUGCAACGAGCACUCGCACAGGUGCCACUUCGACAUGGCUGUGUACCUGGCCACGGGCAACACCAGUGGUGGGGUCUGUGAUGAGUGCCAGCACAACACCAUGGGCCGCCACUGCCACCUCUGCAAGCCGUUCUACUACAAGGACCCCACCAAGGAUAUCCGUGACCCCAGCGUGUGCCACGCCUGUGACUGUGACCCUGAUGGCACGUUAGAUGGCGGGGUGUGUGACACACACGAUGACCCAAUGCUGGGGCUGAUUGCUGGGCAGUGUCGCUGCAAGGAGCAUGUGCAGGGCGCCCGCUGUGACAAGUGCAAGCCAGGCUUCUUUGGACUGAGUGCAGACAACCCGCAAGGCUGCCAGCGCUGCCAGUGUGACCCACGAGGCACGGUGCAGGAUGGGCCCCAGUGUGAUGCCUUCACAGGUGACUGCUUCUGCAAACGGUUGGUGACUGGGCGCAGCUGUAACCAGUGCCUGCCUGAACAUUGGGCUCUGAGUCCCGACCUGCACGGCUGCCGGCCUUGUGACUGCGAUGUAGGAGGUGCCCACGACAACCAGUGUGCCACAGAAACGGGACAGUGCCAGUGCCGCAGCCACAUGGUGGGCAGGCAGUGCAGCCAAGUGCAAACGGGCUAUUAUCGUGUUGCACUGGAUCAUUACACGUACGAGGCUGAGGAGGCUCAACUUCACCAGGGAGCUGAAGUUCUGGAGCGAGUGCAUCUCACUGGCCGCCCAGCCACGUGGACAGGCUCAGGCUUUGCCCAGGUGGUGGAGGGCAGCGUGGUAGAGUUCCAGAUCAGUGAUGUGCCCUUCACCAUGGACUAUGACAUACUGCUACGCUAUGAACCUCAGCUGCCAGCGAAAUGGGAGGAGGUGAAGGUGAACGUAGUGCGACCUGGGCCCAUCCCCGCCCGCAGCCCAUGUGGAAACACCAUCCCGACUGAUGAUUUUAUGUCUACAUCUCUGCCACCCACCUCUCGAUAUGUGGUGUUACCGCAGCCGGUCUGUCUGGAGCAAGGGGUUAGCUACACCAUCCGGGUAGAGUUCACCCGCUAUGGAGGAUGGGAUCAUUUGCAAAGCGUUGCUGUGCUCUUUGACUCCCUGGUCUUGAUGCCACGUUAUUCUUCCAUGGAGAUGUUCAUUGCUGGGGAUGCUGCCUCCAUUGGCCGCAGAAAGACCUUUGAGCACUACCGCUGUGUCCAGCAGGCUCGUCCGGUGAUUAAGACACCCACCCCAGAACCUUGUGCCACCUUGCUUACCAGCAUGUCAGCCAUCAUCCACCAGGGAGCACUGUCCUGCCAGUGCAACCCCCAGGGCUCCUUGAGCUCUGAGUGCAACCCGCAUGGUGGGCAGUGCCAUUGCAAGCCAUACGUCAUGGGCCGCCGCUGUGAACGAUGCUCCCCUGGCACCUUUGGCUUUGGGCCGAGUGGCUGCAGAGCGUGUCAGUGUAACAGCGAAGGGUCCUUGAGCAGUUUCUGCGACAACUUCAGCGGACAGUGUCCAUGCCGGCCAGGGGCCUUCGGGCCUCACUGUGACCACUGCCAGCCUGGCCACUGGGGUUUCCCAAACUGCCGGCCAUGCCAGUGCAACGGGCGCUCAGAGGAAUGUGACUCGCAGACGGGCAGCUGUUUGAAGUGCCGUGGCCAAACGGAAGGAGAUCGAUGCCAGAGUUGUGUCUCUGGAUACUACGGGAACCCGUUGCUGGCCUCUGGUGGUCACUGCCGCCCCUGCCUUUGCCCCGAGGCACCCGGCUCUGGACGCCAUUUUGCUGCUGCUUGCCGCCAAGACAGCCGGUCUGGAACUGUAAUAUGUAGCUGCCUCCCGGGCUAUACUGGCCCACGCUGCGAUGAAUGUGCACCUGGUUACUAUGGCAACCCUUGGCAGGCCAGGGGCCAGUGCCUGCCCUGUGGGUGCAAUAACAACAUUGAUAUGACCGACCCGGCGUCUUGUGAUCGAAGGACGGGCCAGUGUCUCCGAUGCCUCUACCACACAGAAGGGGACCAGUGUCAGUUCUGCCAAGGGGGCUACUAUGGCGAUGCCACCCGACGCACCUGCCGCCGCUGCUCCUGUAACAGCCUAGGCACUGUGCCCAGCGCGUGUCAAGGGCAGGAUCGGUGCCAAUGUGAAAGGUACAGUGGCCAGUGCCAGUGCCUGCCCCACGUCCAAGGGCAGAACUGUGACCACUGUGCCCCCAACUUCUGGAACUUAGCCAGCGGGCAGGGCUGCCAACCGUGUGCCUGCCACCCCCAGUAUUCACUGAGCUCCGCUUGCAAUCAGUUCACAGGGCAGUGCCAGUGUCGACCAGGAUUUGGUGGCCGCACCUGCUCAGAAUGCCAGGCGAACCACUGGGGUGAACCCAGCCAGCAAUGCAGAGCCUGUGACUGUGACCCUCGUGGGAUCGAGAAGCCCCAGUGCCACCCCCUCACGGGGCACUGCUCCUGCCGCCCAGGCGUGUCUGGGGUGCGCUGCGACCAGUGCUCCCGAGGUUUUGCUGGCGAAUUCCCUGCCUGCCAGCCCUGCCAUGAAUGCUUUGGGGACUGGGACCGGAUUGUUCAGGACUUGGCCGCUCGCACCCACAGCCUGGCAGAGCGCGCCCAACAUCUUCAACAGUCAGGCCUGACUGGAGCCUUCGAAGGGGCCUUCCGGCGGCUGCAGGAGAAGCUGAGCGCUGCCCAAGCGAUCAUCGGUGCCCGCAAUGCCACUGCCAGCACCCACCUCUUGCAUAGCAUGGAUGAGCUGCGGCAAGAGAUCGCUGAUGUAACAGAAACACUGACUCGUUUGGAGGGUUCCUUGACAGCCACCCAGGACAAGAACUUCAAUGCAAACCAUGCCCUGGGCACACUGGAGCGGGGCGCUCGUGGCCUCAAUCUCACUAUGGCAGACCUGGUGCGCCAGCUGGAUGCCCUCAUCAAUGCCAAUGUUUUGGGUGCCUAUGACAGUGUCCGUCAGUCCUUCGUGCAGUCCCGAGAAGCAGAGCAUCGGGCCAACCUCUCCACCUUGGCCGUUCCGAGCCCCGUCAGCCACUCCGCUGCUUCCCGGCGCCGCACAGAACAAAUGAUGGCCUCGCGAAGAGAUGCCUUCAACAAGCAGAACGCGGCCAACCGUCGAGGCCUGAUAGACCUGUCGACACGUGUUGGAGGGCUGAGCCUGCAUCAGAUCAAUGAGAAGGUAUGUGGGGCCCCGGGGGAUGUCCCUUGUGCCAGUAGCCCCUGUGGAGGGGCUGGUUGCCGUGAUGAAGAUGGCCGGCGUCACUGCGGAGGCCUCAACUGCAAUGGGGCAGUGGCCACAGCUGACAAUGCACUGGACCGGGCUCGCCAUGCGGAGGGAGAGCUGCGCCGGGCUGUGGUUGAUGUGGAUACCCUCUUGCGCCAGGUGGCUGCAGCAAAAGCCCGGGCAGGUGAAGCGAAGCAGAGGGCCCAGGCGGCUUUGGACAAUGCAAAUGCCACCAAAGCCCGUCUGGAGCGCUCGAAUAAGGAGCUGCGGGAUCUCAUCCAGCAAAUCAAGGGAUUCCUGAAUCUCGAGGGGGCUGAUCCAGACAGCAUUGCCCUGGUAGCCUCUCGUGUGCUGGAACUCUCCAUUCCGGCGUCCCCUGCUCAAAUCCACCAUCUCGCUGAGCAGAUCAAGGAGCGCGUCAGCAGCCUGGCCAACGUGGAUGCCAUCUUGGACCAAACGGCAGGGGAUGUGCGCAAGGCAGGGCAGCUGCUGCAGAACGCCCAGCGUGCCAACGCUCGGGCAGAGAGUGUAAAGAGUACGGCUGGGUCAGUGAAGAAGGCUCUUGAUGAUGCCAAGCGUGCCCAAAGUGCUGCAGAGAAAGCCAUCCGUGAUGCAGCCAGCGACAUCUACCACACAGAAGAUGUGGUUAACCAGAUCCGCAAAAAGACUGCAAGCGCAGAGGGUCAGUUGGCCGCAGUGAUGGAGCGGGUGGGCCACCUUGACAGGCAGGUGGAUGCCCUCAAGAUGAAGCGGGCCAACAACAGCCUGGCAGCCACACGAGCGGAGGAGACGGCCAGUGCUGCAAGGGAGCGAGCUCAGGAAGCCAAACAGAUCCUGGAUGGCCAGCUGGGCGACAGGUACCACACGAUGAGGGAAUUGGUGGAACACAAGGCUCAGCACGUCCUGGGGGCUCGGCAGAAAGCAGAGCGCCUACGAGAUGAGGCCAAGGGGCUUCUGAAAGAUGCUGAUGUCAAACUGCGGCGGCUGAGUGAACUGGAAGAAACGUAUGAAGAAAAUGAGCGGCUGCUGCAAGAGAAAGCAGCUCAACUUGACGGGCUGGAGGCCAAGAUGAGGAGCAUCUUGGGAGACAUCAACCAGCAGAUCCAGAUCUACAACACCUGCCAGUGAGGCACCAUUUUCUCCCCGUGCCACUCACUGCCCUUGCCUUUGUGCUUGAAGAACUGUUAGCUAACGCUCUGCUCUAGCCUUUCCCAGCUUAGUGCUUUUCAGUGUUGGCUUACAACUCCCAGAAUCUGGGAAUUGUAGUCUUAACAUAUAUGGUGGCACCAAGCUGGAGAAGUCUGCUCUAGCUAGUGCCCUGAGCACUGUUUUUCCUUUGAUCAUUUCUUUCAGCAGUGCUUGACAUGAGUUGUCACCCUUCACCUCAGGGCAAAAUUAUAUGUUAGAGAUAGCCUGUCAUUAGAAAAGAGAAUUCUUUAACAGCUGAAAACACCUGAUUGUCACAACUGCAAACAAUUGCUUUAUUUUGUGACUGGUUUUCUGCUCAUAAAACUCUCAGUAGUAAAUGUCUGCUGGAAUAUUGUUUCUGAAAUAUUUAUGUGAUCUUUGUGAGAAUGAUAAGUUCUCUGUAACAUAUAGUUUUGCCCUCAGUCUCCUAUGCUCCCCAAAAGCAGCACUCCUACAACCAGGCUACAUUAUGAGGACUUCCUCCAAGCUGGUCUCCUGCAUCAGAGAAUAUAGAGGCACUAAGAUGCUGAAGGAACAUUUCCCUUGCUGAAAUCUGCCAAUCUCUUCCAUCAUGUUCAAAACACCACUGAGCGGAAAGAAGGGAAACAGUUCACAGCAGAAUGGGGAGGAGGCGAAGAAGGUACAUUGGGAGACCCAUUUUACACAUGCUCUGCCCCAACCAGCGUGGCUUAUAUUUGUGUGAGAAUAAAGGCCCAAAGUGGCGUUGCU